This is a messenger RNA of Haliotis rubra (blacklip abalone), 1783 nucleotides long. Its product is annotated as sulfotransferase 1A1-like. Gene Ontology annotation, molecular function: sulfotransferase activity. Gene Ontology annotation, biological process: sulfation. The transcript is spliced from 6 exons. Bases 288 to 1136 code for a protein of 282 amino acids. Gene Ontology annotation, cellular component: cytoplasm. Lineage: Eukaryota; Metazoa; Mollusca; Gastropoda; Lepetellida; Haliotidae. The record is from RefSeq and is a predicted model, not a curated record.
GCAUUACUGUUUACACGCUCAAGAUACCUAACCUACAUUAUUCGGGUGAGCAUUGUUGAUGAGAGAAGGCUGUAUGGAUGCAUCUCACGCAAAGCAACGCUCACCGAUGAGGAGACCGCUCCUGUAGCAGGUGCAAGUACUUCUACUCAUUCACGAACGUCCUGGCAUCAGAAAGGAACAGAACGGAACAGAAUAGAAGGCUCAAGUACUUGAACGCACAUUCAGACGCUCUGGACUCUGUUAAAUAGCGUUGUUUACGUCACACCAGCAAACACCCUGAAUUCACCAUGGAAUUGAUACAAGUGGCCGAUGAUGUUGGAGAUGAGAUGACGCUGGUAAGCUACAAUGGCCGGAGAUACCCCUUGUUCCCCGGAUCAAUGCAGACCAGACCGUUGGAAAAAAUACCAUCUGUAGAAAUUCGUUCUGACGAUAUUAUAGUGUGUACUUUCCCAAAGUCAGGUACCCACUGGGUCUGUGAGAUGGUUCGCCUGCUGGUGGCGGGACAGCUUGACCAAGAUAUCGGCAAGGGGUUUCACGUGAUUGAAGGUUUCAGUGAAGAUACCUAUAAAGAUCUCCCUUCUCCAAGAAUCCUCAACACCCAUUUGUUGUUCAACGAACUUCCGAAGCAGGUUAAAGAAAAUAAACCCAGGAUAGUGUAUGUGACUCGGAAUCCCAAGGACGUGACUGUGUCAUACUUCAACCAUGUGAAGAAACUCAGUUACAACUAUUCUGGGGAGUGGAAGAAUUUCGUCCGACCUUCACUGGAGGGGAAAUUUGACUACGGUUCCUGGUUCGACUAUGUGAAGGACUGGGAGGAGGUGAAGAAGACAACUGACGUCCCCAUACUGACACUCAACUAUGAAGACAUGAAAGAGGAUGCAUUCCGCGAGAUGAAAAAGAUGCAGACCUUCCUUGGAACAGAGAGAAGCGAUGACUUUCUGCAGAAAGUAUGUGAUCGAUGCAGCUUUGCCUCCAUGAAGAAUAGCAAGGAACCUCUGUCUCAAAUCAUGUACAGAAAGGGUGAGACUGGGGAUUGGAAGAAUUGGUUCACUGUGGCACAGAAUGAGUGGUUUGAUCAAAUCUACCGGGAGAAGAUGAAAGAUUGCCCUUUGGAGUUCAGAUAUACGUUGAAAUAAUGAUGUUAUGGAAUGGCUAGAGUUGAUAGAAAUGGAUGGAGUGCAUAGAAUAGUCCGAGUGACUAACACAGGUAUAGCAGCUGGAAGGUGCACAAUGGCUGCCUAUAGUGUAGUCAGCAGUGAGAGAGGGUAGAGUGACAGGUGUGAGAUGUGAAAGUGGGUACAGUGAUGUGCAGGGGAAAGCUGGCUUGGACUGGAGGGUGUGGAGAGAGUUAGCAGUGGAGGGUAUGCAGUCGUUUGAACCGACGGAGUGAGUGGGCAGCUAUCAUGGAAAAAAUAGUGUGCUUUGCAUGAGUGAGUUUUAGUGAGGCCGCUUUUAAUAGCAAAAUUCCUGCCAUAUGGUAGCGGGGGACACCAGGAAUGGGCUUCACACAUUGCACAUUUCAUUAUUGUUCCUCAUUGUCUGAAUGUUUUCUCAAAUAAAUGGGUGGAUAGAGUGAAAGAUGGUGGGGAGCGGAGUAGUGAGAGAGAGGGGUGGGUAAAAGAGUGGGUAGAGAGGAAGAUGGUGGGACAUUGAGUGGUGCGAUGAGAGAGGAAUGGGGGUGGAGUAAAUGAAUGGGUGUAGAGGAAGAUGGCGGGACACUGAGUGGUGCUAUGAGAGAGGGAUAGGGGUGGAGUAAAUGACUGGGUGUAGAGGAAGAUGGCGG